Molecule: messenger RNA, 543 nt
Organism: Nilaparvata lugens (brown planthopper)
Lineage: Eukaryota; Metazoa; Arthropoda; Insecta; Hemiptera; Delphacidae
Exons: 1
Coding region: 1-543 (180 amino acids)
Source: RefSeq, a predicted model, not a curated record
AUGGCAGAUGAAGUAGCAGCAUCUGUCAACCGAAUUGCAGUGAGGAUCCCACCGUUCUGGCCAGCAGAUCCUGAACUUUGGUUUGCUCAAAUUGAGAAUCAAUUUACUUUGGCUAAUAUAACUUCUGAUGAUACUAAAUUCAGUUAUGUGGCGGGAAAUUUAGAGUCAAAAUAUGCUGCUGAAGUUCGAGAUAUUUUAACUAGACCACCAACAACAAUGAAGUAUGAAAAGCUGAAAACAGAGCUUAUUCAGCGACUCAGUGCUUCACAGGAUCAGAAGACAAGGCAGCUCUUGGAACAUGAAGAGAUAGGAGAUCGGAAGCCCACACAGUUCCUGCGUCAUCUCCGAGCCCUUGCUGGUACAGUUGUUCCUGACAGUGUGCUAAAACCUCUUUGGCUAUCACGUCUGCCAGCCUCCACCCAAGCUAUUCUGGCUACUCAACAGAAUUCUGAUUUGGAUGCCCUAGCUGUGCUAGCUGAUGCUGUUCUGGAGGCAAACCCAAGACCUAGCAUUUCUGAGACUGCAGUUGCCACAAUAGUGUAG